AUGGGCCAAAUGCCAGUUGGUGUCCGUUGGUCAGCAUGCAUAUGGUGGAAGAGACUGGCUUUGGGCUCCUGUGAAUCAGGCACCCUAGCGUCCUCCAAAGUUCUUCCCGAUGCUGAACCCCAAUGCCUCUUGCUGCGCCUAAUUCGAAGCGGCUCCCUCUUCUGUUCUAAGCAGAAAACAGCGGAACCCAUUCCCGGAGGCCUGCCCUGGAGCCGCCAACCCAGUCUUACUCCUUUUUUCUCCUGGGGUCUCCCGACGCUCGGGCACCGCGCUGGAGCUGGAGCUGGAGCUGGGGCUGGAGCUGGGGCGGGCAGGCGCGCGCGCAGGAGCCGGCGCAGGGGCGGUCGGCAGAGGGCGCUGCGACUCCCGGCUGAGGGGCUGCGACGCGGGGCGCAGAGUGCGGGCCGGGAGGAGGCGCCCGGGUCUCGGCGAGUGCGUCUCCAGGCGGCCAGGAGGGGGUGCGCGUAUCAGCUGCCCCGCGCCGCCUACCGCUCGGGCCCGCUCGCCGCCUGGCCGCUGUCAGCGCGGACGGCACCUCGCGGGCGAGGCGCGCGCGGCGCGCUGCGAAGGUUGGGCUGGGCGGCCGCCAGCCCCGCGGCUUCUCUUUGUCCAGGCGAGGCGGCCAGAGGACCAGCCGCGGCCGCGGUUGAGCCGGGAGCGCCUGGGCGUCGCGCGGGCGGCUCCAGUCCCCGGCUGCGCCCCGGCGCUCGAGCGGGGGCGGCGGCCUGGGCGGUGCCUGCGCCGAGGUUUCCACAGCUGGAUUGUUUACUAGGGCCCAUUGUCACCAAUGGCAGUAAAACUCAUUUUCUGGCGAGCAGGGGUGGGAAUUUUCCUCAGCUUCUCAUUAUUACGUUCUUCGUGGCAGUCAAAUUGGAGACAAGCUAUAGAAGACACAAAUCCCCAGCUAAUCUGUUUCCAAAAGGUAUGGACUUAAAAAUAGUGUGCAUUUGUGUUGGUUAAUUUUGUUGUACUUUGUUAUUCAGAGAAGAUGAUGUUAAUACCAAAUGAGUAAUAAAAAAUCAAUUAAAAUCCUUUAGGGAAAUUAAAGUGCUGACAAAUUCAUAAUAGCUUUUCUGUUGUUAAAUCAGAUUGACAUGGAUUAACAAUUGGUGGUGGACAGAAAUUUGCUGAAUUUACUGAAGUAUAUUCCCAUUAAAAUGACAGCUGUGUCUAAGAGCCUGCACCAGGGCAUUUAGUUCCAGGACCCGAGUGUGAAGGAGAGAGCUAAUCAAAUAAGACAAGUUGUACUUAAUUUUAAUUAAGUAAAUUCCCCGUCACGUUUUAAUCACAUAAACUCAGUCAUGGGUACUGCAGGAGCAAGAGGCCAGCCAUUUUAUUGUCUAACUCUGAUUGCUUUUUCAAACUUAUUUAUUAAAAAAAAAUGUACAGGCUUAAUUUUGGUAGUUGAUUGUGCAUUCUGAAUUCAUCUCUUUAUUGAGAGUAGUUUGUCAAUCAUCUUUUCAUUAUUAGAAAAAAUUUCCCACAAAUCCCCACAAAUCAUUUUUAUAAAAAUAUAUUUAAAAUUAUAUAAUACAAUUUGCUAUGUAAAAUGUAAUUUCAUGCAAGGGACUUAUGUCAGUGAAGUUGUUUAGUUGCUGAAAUAAUAAUAGUUUAAAAAUAUGAAUUUUGAAGACCAUUAAAACCUUUUUAUUUUGAUGUGUGUUUGUUCUUGGAUUUUUCUUGGUCAGUGUGGGCGUAAAUGGGAUUCUCAUCUUUGUUAGUUUGUUUGAUUCUUGCUUCCCUAGGGAGUCAGGUGCAGAAGGGUAGCACAGCAUCAAGAUUUUGUUACGCUUGUGGAAUAUAACCAGGUGCUAUAGCAUUUAUAGUAAUCAGAUUUUCUUCUACCUAUAUGUACAGUGUGUAUAGCCUAAAAUUAUUUUUUGGUUGAUGUAAAUAGAAACAAAAUUUAUGAAUUUUGCAGCAGCCUAUGAAAUUUGAUUCAAUAAACAGCUUUUAUUUAUUGCUGUUUGCAAAAUGCUGUGCUCAGCACAAGAAAGAUACAAAAAUAGCUUGUAUUUCCAGCGCUUUGGGGGUUUGAGGUGGAAGGAUCAUUUGAGGUGGAAGGAUCAUAUGAGGUCAGGAGUUUGAGACCACCCUGGGCAACA
Molecule: messenger RNA, 2105 nt
Organism: Macaca mulatta (Rhesus monkey)
Lineage: Eukaryota; Metazoa; Chordata; Mammalia; Primates; Cercopithecidae
Source: RefSeq, a predicted model, not a curated record